UCUAGACUCAUAGAUCCUGUGUCUCUCUCUCUUUCUUCACCAUAAAACCUAACACUUCUCUUUCUCUCUCUCUCUCUCUCUCUCUCUCUCAAUUGCCGGUCGAUUCGCCGCCGGAGUACACUGGCAGAGCUCUCACUGAUUUCUUCAAUUCAUCCCACGAAGUCCUCAUUCAAAUAAUCAUUUAAACUUUGGUAACUUGAUACACUCAACUUAAAGGGCACACUCACUCACUCCAUCAAUACUCUGCAAAAAUGUAAUUCUGUUAAAAAUAGCCCCAAAGUAAUUUCACAUCAUUGUACAUAUAUAUACUACACAUGUUUAUAUAGUUCUCAGAUUCGAUAUCUACACAAAAUACAGUUUCAUUUAUAUAAACCUAUCUAGGGUUGAAAUCGAUUUGUUGCUGUUUUGAGUCCUAUUUGUUUAGGGUUAAUCUUUAGGAAACCCUUUUAUCCAGUCACAAAAAUGCCUCAAGUGAAGAUCAUCGCCAAGAACUUCAUGGACAUGGUGGCCUCGUUGCCUGCCAUGAAGCUCGAUAAGCUCUACGACAACGCCUUCAUUUGUGAAGCCAUUCUCAGAUCUUUGCCACCAUUAGCCAAGAAGUAUGUAUUGCAAAUGUUGUACAUUGAUGUACCUGUGUCAGCAAAGUCAAUGCAAGAGUGGGUACUUGCAGAUGGAUACUCUAAACAUAAUGUAGCCAUUGAUAGAUUGAUUCAGUUGAGACUAUUUACUGAAGCUGUUGACAGGAAAAAGGAAACCACUUAUAGAUUAAACCCGACGUUUCAGAUUAACCUUCAGAAGCAUAUAAUACAUGGUGGAGUUUUACCAAGGGAACCAAUGCCUUCUAAUAUCACUGUGAGGCUCCCAAGCUUGGAGGAUUUAGACGCCUAUGCUGCUGAGCAAUGGGAGUGUUUCUUGCUGCACCUUAUAAGCUCCUCCACUCAAGGUGAAAAGACAACAAACUUCAGCUCUUCUCUGAUGAAAAUAUUCCAGCGAGGUCUUCUGAGUCAAAGAGACAAAGAACCUCCAAAACUAACUGAGAGUGGUUUCCAAUUUUUGCUGAUGGAUACAAAUGCACAACUCUGGUACAUAAUCAGGGAAUACAUCACAAAUUCUGAGGAGCGAGGUUUGGAUUCAGCGGAUUUGAUUUCAUUUAUGCUGGAGCUUAGUUUCCAUGUCACUGGCGAGGCAUAUAAUAUGAACACAUUGACUGAUAGUCAGAGAAAUGUAAUAAAGGACCUUGCGGACUUGGGAUUGGUCAAGCUCCAGCAGGGUAGGAAAGAGAGUUGGUUUAUUCCUACUAAGUUAGCUACCAACCUGUCAAUUAGCUUAUCAGAUACAUCAUCACGGAAACUCGGCUUUGUUGUUGUGGAAACAAACUUUAGAGUGUAUGCAUAUUCAACAUCUAAACUACAUUGCGAAAUUUUACGCCUCUUCUCAAGGGUAGAAUAUCAGCUUCCAAAUCUUAUUGUUGCCGCGAUUACAAAAGAAAACUUGUAUAAUGCUUUCGAAAAUGGCAUCAUGGCAGAGCAGGAUAUAAUUUGCUUCUUUGACGAACCUCUGGAUUUGCAGAUAAUUUCCUUUCUUCAGCAGAAUGCACAUCCUCGAGUUGCAGAGAGAGUACCCUCUGUCCCAGAAAAUGUCACCGAUCAGAUUAGGUUGUGGGAAUCAGAUAUGAAUAGGGUUGAGAUUACACCGGCUCAUUUUUAUGAUGAGUUCCCUACUAGGGAGGUUUUCGAUGCUGCUUGUGACUUUGCACGAGAAUAUGGAGGUUUGUUAUGGGAAGACUCAAAAACGAUGCGCCUAGUCGUGAAGGCUGAAAUACUAAUGCACAUGCGAGAUUUUCUGCGUCGUGAAAAGCAAUAGAAAUUAUGUGUGGAAGAAUCUACGAGAGGGAAUUUGAAUGCUUGAAAAAGCAUAUACCUUUGUUCAUUUGAGGAUGUAAAACAAAAUUACUAGAAAUGAACUGGGAAAAACAAAACACAAAAAAAGAAGAAGAAGAAGAAGAAGAAGAAGAGGAGAGAGAGAGAGAGAGAGAAGAAUAAGAAAAGGAGGUAGAGAUGAGAUGCAAGCAACGCAUAUGUUUUGAAUGGUUUUGACUAAUUCAAUCAAGUGAAGUUCACAGGGGUUCAUGAUAUUUGGUAUUUGUGUUAGUGACUAGAUCUGCUUGUUUGGGCUAUAUUGGUCUGAUUUUUAUUGUUAUUUUUAAUUUUUUUUAAUGGCUUAUUAUACAUUACAAUUUGGAUGAUUUAUAAUGAUCCAUGUGGGAAUUUAUCUGG
Molecule: messenger RNA, 2276 nt
Organism: Camellia sinensis
Lineage: Eukaryota; Viridiplantae; Streptophyta; Magnoliopsida; Ericales; Theaceae
Product: transcription factor-like protein
Biological process (GO): nucleotide-excision repair
Cellular component (GO): transcription factor TFIIH holo complex; transcription factor TFIIH core complex
Molecular function (GO): double-stranded DNA binding; ATPase activator activity
Source: RefSeq, a predicted model, not a curated record